Molecule: messenger RNA, 3881 nt
Organism: Venturia canescens
Lineage: Eukaryota; Metazoa; Arthropoda; Insecta; Hymenoptera; Ichneumonidae
Product: leucine-rich repeat-containing protein 49
Exons: 7
Coding region: 739-3681 (980 amino acids)
Molecular function (GO): protein binding
Source: RefSeq, a predicted model, not a curated record
UACUGUCGGAAGUUACUAGCAAUUUGCUAUGAAAAAAAAAUCUAUCCAUCCAUUUCACGUUCACAGUUUUAAUUCAUAUCCGUAUUCUAUACCUUCGCCUUUUCGUACCCCAAAAACUUCGAUUCAAAAAAAUGACGAACUUCCGUCAAAUUAUUCGCUGUUUUACGUACAAAGUCACUAGUCCUUUUAUUUGAAAUUGUCUUUUUCUCAUAUACGGAAAUAUAUAAGAUACAUAGGAUGGGAAGUGGAUCGUGUGCGGUGUAUAUAUAUAUCAUAUGAACACAUGUUCUCGUAUGUACCAGCCGGUACGGCUCUCGUUGACAGUGAUACAAUUUUCGUGAAAUACUUUAGCCCCAAAAGCGAGUCCUUUUAUUUGGACCGUCUAUAUCUGUAUCGAGCACCGAAAAAUACGUUGCUACGUAUACUAAAAAUACAUAGAUAUAUAGACUCGAAUGUCACAUGAUCUCAUUUCUGUCAUGUCGAUCCUCGGGACAAACAGGGAAGGGUCGCGCGCGAUAGCGCGCAGUGACAAACAAACAAGAGGAAACUCGAAUGACGUAUAACUCUGCUCUCUAUCAAAAUCCGUAUCACUCGGUACGCUUAUUGAUAUUCCUAAUAAUUCGAUGAAACGUGCACAAGCCCUACCGGAAAGAAUAUUCAAUAUUUCUCAGUGUUGUCAGCCAUAUUGUGUGCGUGUGUUAGGUGUUUAUUUUUUUUUCACAUUUUGUUUGUUAUGUGAUGCCAAUAAGUAGUAAUACAAAGUCGCAGGGAAAAAAAUUGGUAUUCAAUGUGAGAGGCAAGUCAGCAACCGUGCACUGCGAACCCGAUCAAGAGGACAAUAAAUUUUUCACGAUUGCACCGGCAUUGCCUGUUCUACCAGGUGCCCCGGUGCCUUCAAAGCUCACCAAGAGAUCUUACAAUUCUUCCAACUCGUCAGGCUCGACGUUCAACUUCGAGGAUGCCGAGGUCGGUGGGUGCGACGUCGUCGCACUGCAACAAGCUGGAGAAGGUCGAACAGUGGUGGCGACGAGAACUAGCGCAGAGCGGGAAAAGAACCCCGACAGAAUAUGCCUGGACAGGCGAGGCUUAACCUGCUUUCCCGAAAUAAUAAGCGAGCCGAAGUUGAGGUUAAUGUCACUCCAGCACAAUCUCAUAUCGAAAAUCGAAGGCGAUCACUUUGCUCAAUUAACGAAACUAGUUUUUCUGGAUUUGUACGAUAACCAAAUAGAAAAAAUAUGCGAUCUUGGCACGUUGGAGAAUCUUAGAGUUUUGCUAGUAGGCAAAAAUAGAAUAAAGAAAAUCGAAGGUCUCAAACCGCUCGUCAAACUCGAAGUACUCGAUCUGCACGGCAAUCAAAUCGUCCAAAUAUCCGGUUUGGAACAACUCGAAUCUCUGAAAGUUCUCAAUCUCGCUGGUAACAACGUCAAAAACGUUGGAUUCAACGAUUUCCAGGGCUUAACCUCUCUCAGAGAACUCAACUUGAAACGAAACAAGAUCAAAAAGUUGUUGGGCUUCGGCGAAACUCCUCAGCUUCAGAAACUCUAUCUCAGCAACAACGAUAUACAAAAGAUCGAAGACAUGGGAAGUUUGGCAAAAGCGCUUCAAAUAAGGGAAGUUUCGAUAGACGGCAAUCCCGUGACAUUGAACGCGGACUGCGUGUCUUUUCUCGUGUCGUAUUUACCGAAUUUGCAAGUACUUUCGACGAUGCAAGUUAACGAACAGGUUAGACGCGCAGCGAUGGCGUGGAGGACUACGAAGGAGCAAUCGAACUCGGCGUUUUUGGAUCUAAGUGCCCAAGUCUGUGUGAACGUGCGUCGAGAAGAGGUUAUAACGAACGCGAAAACGAAUUGGGAGCUUUUGAGGUCUCAGACUAAAUGUUUUUCGGGCAACGGGCAUAAAACUAGCAACAUCAAGAGCGAGCGUUUGCGGGGUUUACAUUUGCAGAAUACGAGCAAAUUCGACACGGUUAAACUGGUGAAGGGAUUGAACGACACCAAAUCCAAAGGUUUCGGAAGUUUGACCGCGAUAAACGAGAACGUUGAAGCCCGAAAAAUACAGUUCAAGAAGCGGAGCAACUCGAGCGACGGUUUGUUCCGAUUGGAAAACGUCAACCGAGUUAAUGCUUUGAAUUUCAAACUGCCACCGAUUCUCGUGCCGAUUAUAAACAAUCUUACGAACGCUAGGAUCAACGAGAAUCUCCGAAACCCUCGAAGCAACGCCCUCCUCAUCGACAGCACUGAAACAACGACCGACAGUGACCUUGAGAGCUCCGAGAGCCACGAGAGCCUCAAAACCGGCUUGAGAAAUCACUUGAUCAAAACAAACAACGUUCGCGCACUUUCGAUCGACAACGAAAAAAACGAUUUGUACAAUAUUUGCAACAGCAUGGUCGGACCGACUUUGACAUUGUUAAAAAAACUCGAAAACGAAAACCGCACUACGAACGAGAGGAAUUCCAAGUCCUUUCUCUCUCCGGAAAUACCAAGUAACAACGGGAAACGAAGCCCCGUCGGUCAAAGCUCUUUCACAGAUACAAAAUCCUUUUUUCUCACUCACGAACUGAACGAAACUGCUACAAAAAACAACCCCAAUUGCGGCAAAACCGAGUUUCACUUGUCGAGCUUCAACAACAGUAGCCUCGACAGCAACAAAUCCAUCUUUGGCGACUCGAGCAGCUCCUCAACCACCAAAGCUGACGAUCUCUACGAUUCCGAAGAUGAGAAAACCCGCAUUAGAAGCGCGCAAAUAAAGAAAAUGGUGCACUACAAGAGCAACAGAGCUGCCACCGCUCGGGCCAAACACAGAGCCGUUGCGACUCCAACGCCCCCACCGCAGCUUAUUCCGCCUAAAGAAAAAGAACAAGGUGGCGAUUACUUGGUGGAAAUAGUCGGGCGCUGUCUGAACGUCUAUGGCCAAGGAGCUCUACGUUUCAUAGACCGGCCGUGGGAGCCAACGAAAGCGACGGACGUAAACAUCGUGAAAUUCAAUUACGUUCAGUUCAACGGUAUCGCGAUGGUAUUGAGCAAGCUCAAGAGUCGUUUUCCGAACGCGGAACAUUUCAUAUUCAAAGAAACGAACAUAAGUCAUUUGGGGCAAUUGAAUGCACUUGCCGAGGUCCAGGGAUUGACCAGCAUCCAAAUCGAGCCUGAGGGAAAUCCCAUUAUUGCUAAAGAUUGGAGAACUUACACGAUUUUUCGGUUGGCCCACUGGGGCUUGAAGGUCAUCAAUGGCAGAGAGAUUAGCGAAAGGGACAUCGAGCUCGCGAACGAGGAGUAUUCUGGUCUGACUGACAUCGUCAUGUGGUCACUGCCAGAGUCCCUUUUGCAGCCACUCCUCCAGAGGCUCCAUUUGGAGAAGGCGCAAAAGUUGAACGGGGAACAAAUCACUGCCAAACAAUUUUUAUUCAGCAGCGAUCCAGCGUUGAGAAACGUCGUUGCGAAGGAGGCCUUACAAUUGCGGAGAGGAAAUGUCACGCAGGAGGAUCUCAUAUCGCGACACAAGGGAAAAGUUCAUCUGUCAAACAUGAUAGAUCAGACGAUCGACGCUGUACAGAAGCUCCAAAUACUCGAACAAGAAUGGCCGAACAUUCUUUACGAAAUAAUUCGUGAUACUCUUAUAGAUUACAACGAAAUGAAUUUGUACAUGAAAAAUUGCAGUAAGAUAUUAGAGGUUGACAAAUGAGUUGCGCAGAACGAGAGGAGAAAAAGUCCAGUGCAAUAAUCCUCGCUCUUUCUACUGCAUUUCCACUAAUACGCGUAAAACCCGUUAAUGUUUUUACUCUGAAUGAGUUUAUCACACCGUUGUUGGCUGACUGUCAUUGUUACAUUCCAUUAUUCAUGCCAAUCGAAGUACAGUAAUUAAAAAUAUGCCACGUUAUCGAG